This is a messenger RNA of Phytophthora sojae, 1521 nucleotides long. Its product is annotated as G-protein coupled receptor. The record is from RefSeq and is a predicted model, not a curated record. The transcript has a single exon. NCBI's taxonomy places the organism in Eukaryota, Oomycota, Peronosporomycetes, Peronosporales, Peronosporaceae. Gene Ontology annotation, cellular component: G protein-coupled receptor heterodimeric complex; membrane. The coding region runs from base 1 to 1521 and encodes 506 amino acids. Gene Ontology annotation, biological process: G protein-coupled receptor signaling pathway. Gene Ontology annotation, molecular function: G protein-coupled GABA receptor activity.
AUGGCUGACACUGCUGAACCUGAACCAUACUUUCGCGCAGCAUGCAACUGGGUGAAGGCGAACUACGACAUCUGGAGCGACUGGAUGGACCGACUUCCUCUGUGUACAUUUGAAGACCACAUCGUUGAUCACGUCACCGGCUGCGAGAACGACAGCACCAUCCGCGAAAUUCAGUUCGCUUGGAGGUCGCCAAACCCUGGGAAUGCAGCGUUGCCCAACAAUUGCGACGGAGGCGUGGACGUCCUACCGGAGACCAUCGAGACGAGUCGAUCGUGCGACUGGAUCUUCGAGAACCGGCGGAUCUGGUCGGGCUGGGUCGACACGAAGCCCUCGUGCGACUCCACCUUCUACGACUACAACGUGUCCGACUGCGACUCCGACACGCACCGCACGGUGACCUACUUCUGGAAGCUCCCGUACGCCUCGAACGCGCAGUACUCGGCUGAAUGUUCAGGCGGAGACACCUUGCCGGACGCCGUAGUGAUCGACUGCGAGUACAUGCCCACGUCGUCCCCGACUUUCGCGGCGCUGACGGUCCUCGCGCUGAUUGUGUUCGUCUUGCUCUUCGUGGCCAUCAUCGUCGUCUUCAAGCAGCGCAACGCGCCGAUCAUCCGCCGCUCGCAGUUCGAAAUGCUGCUCCUGAUGAUCUUCGGCGGCUUCUUCACGACGGGCGCAGCCAUCGCGUAUGCUGGUCGGCCCUCGCGGUUCCUCUGCGGAGUUCGCCCAGUCCUCAUCUGCAUGGGCUUCACCACCAUCUUCGGCUCUUUGGUCAUCAAGUCUCUGCGCGUCUACCGCGUGUUCAUGCGCUCGGCCAUGAAGCGCGUCAAGGUGACGCUGUUCCGCAUCCUCAAGAUCCUCUCCAUCUUCUACGUCGGCGACAUCGUCAUCUUCGUCGCGUGGUUCGGAGCCGACUUCCCGGAGCCCACCGCCACGACGGAAGAGGCCACCGAGUUCCGGGGCACCGUCGACCGCAUCUCGUGCAGCUCGUCCAGCUUCAUCUUCACGGCGCUGCUCAUCUUCUGGAAGGCCAUCUUGCUCGUGCUGGGGCUCUACCUGUCAUUCCUCAUCCGCAACGUGUCAGUGGACUUCCAGGAGUCUCCGUGGAUCUUCGGCUCGGUCGUGGUGGUGCUAGUGGGCUGCCUCGUGAUCAUGCCCAUGACGUACCUCGUCACCAUGCGCGCGUCGACGUUCUACGUGUUCCUCGCGCUGGCGCUGAUCAUCUGCACGAUCCUGAUCAUGGGCCUGAUGCUCGUGCCCAAGCUCUUCCGACUCAAGGAGGUCACCAAUUCUUCUACUACUGGUACUAACACCGGGAACAGUAUGAAGAGCAGGAACAGCAUGGUCCCGAUGUCGAAGAUCAACAAUACAAACCUCACGAACCUGACGAAUGCCAGCGAGAAUGAGACCAACAUGACUCAAGAUGCAUCGCGCAAGGCGUCGCAGAAGUACCAGUACCAAGUGAGGCCUCUCGGUGUCAACUCGACCAUUGCUGAUGAGGGAAGCAACACGACGAACUAUUAG